UUGUUCUUUUGCCUUACAAUGAUGGGUUUGUGGCAUUUCCAUUAAAUCAUACCUUAGAGAUAAUGUAAUAAUUGGUGCACAAUAUCCUAAUUUAUUCAGUUUUAAUUCCAUUUCAGUUCUACUCCGUAUGUACUGUAGAUAUUGAUGAUUUAUCACUAUGAUCUGGUUCAGUCUUAUUUAGCAAAAUCAGCUUGGUUGUACUUUUUGUUGUUAGGACAUUUACAGUAAUAUAUUUCUGGUUUUUGGUGGCUUUUUCAAGUUUAUUUCACUCCAAUACCAUGUUAUUUUUUUAGAAUAACAAUGUAUGCAGUGGUUUUGUUCAAGGAAACUGAGGAGGUGGAAGUUGUACCAUCAGUUUGGUUGAAUGUGGAUAAACUUUUGUGCCUGUGGCCUUCUUAUAAAAGUACUGUAAGAGUUCGAAAAGCAGUGGAGCUUCAGGAGACACCCACCGAGACAUGGGACAAACACGAAGUACGGGUGCUUCAUGAGACAGUGACAUAUGAGAAGGCGCGCAAGAAACUGAGAAGGGCAACCGAAACAUCCGAUCUGAACACCACAGAUGAUGAACAAACACGGAAGCGGAAACCCUCUACAAAGCUGUCAUUUCUAGAAGAUGAAGAAGAUUUUUCCAUAAGCAAGAAUGUGAGAUCAUCACAAAGGAUGCCACUCUUGCCAACUCCACCUUUGUUUCCAACAACAGUAGCAUCACCCAGCAGCAGCAGCAGCAGCAGCAAGAACACCAGCAACAGUGAAGAUGGAAAUAUCAGCAGUGAUGACAGGAACUACAACAGCAACACCAGCAGCAAUGACACUGGAACUGGGAACAGGGACAAGAGCAGCUAUGUGCCUCUAUCAGACAGGGAUAGGAUGAUCUUCACCAUUUUAGAAGAAAUCAAGGGCCAGGGGAGACAAAACACCCUGAUGCUUCAGGCACUUCUCAAGCGGCAGCCUCAUGUAGAGCAAGAGCAUGGCAGCCUGCGCCUGGACGAAUUCCGGUUUCCUCUUGACACCAAGGAGGACAUUGACAGAGUGGAGAGGAUGUUAAUGGACCAGGCUACAGAAAAGGCACUGAUCACACACAUUUGUAGUCUUGGCGGCACCACAGCCGAUGACAUCAUCAGGCGCAUGAUGAGUCAUGUGCUGACCAACAAUCUGGCCAGAGGAUACAACUGGCUGGGGCGGGGAAACAAGAGCCCCUUUUCUGUCCUUGCACUGGCGAGAGUAAUCAAAGCUGCAGCCAAGAAGUCUUCUGUCACGGAGGCAGACACAGAGGCCAGGAUGAGGAGCUGGCUAAAGUACAGUGGAGACCGGGAUGGGGGGCGGAAGAGGAGGGCAGAAAAGAAAAAGGGUAAAUAUAUGAUGCUCCCAUGUUUACAUAGGCCAACGUUGGGCCAAUGGACAAAAUUACGUUGGGCCAACGUCAUUGGCCAACGUUGGGAUGACGUCUCUGAUGACGUUGAGCCAACGCUGGCCCAACAGCGGAGGUUCUGGAACGGAGGUUCUGGAGCGGAGUUUCUGGAGCAGAGUUUCUGUAGCGGAGGUUCUGGAGCAGAGGUUCUGGAGCUGAUGUUCUGUAACAGGGGUUCUGGAGCGGAGUUUCUGGAGCGGAGGUUCUGA
Messenger RNA from Acipenser ruthenus (sterlet), 1617 nucleotides. RefSeq lists its product as uncharacterized. The coding region runs from base 301 to 1617 and encodes 438 amino acids. Lineage: Eukaryota; Metazoa; Chordata; Actinopteri; Acipenseriformes; Acipenseridae. The record is from RefSeq and is a predicted model, not a curated record. The transcript is spliced from 7 exons.